CAUUCAUGUCACUUCAUUUGCUUUGAAGCCAACAACAAACAAUGGUGUGUCCAUCCAAUCUCACAACUGCUACUGCAUUUCUCCUAUAUUUAGCUAUUCUCCUAAAUUUAGUGAGUGCCCAUAAUUUUAGUGAACUCUUUCAAUGUAACUGGGCACCAGAUCACUUUGUGGAUGAAGGAGACCAAAUUAAGCUUACACUUGAUACAGCUUCAGGAUCUGGGUUUGGGUCCAAAAGAAAGUACCUAUUUGGUAAAGCAAGUGUUCAGAUUAAGUUAGUAGAAGGUGAUUCUGCCGGAACAGUGACAGCUUUUUAUAUGUCGUCUGACGGGCCUAACCAUGAUGAGUUAGACUUCGAGUUUCUUGGAAAUCUUUCGAGUGAACCGUACUUGGUCCAGACGAAUGUGUACGUUAAUGGUACCGGAAAUCGGGAGCAGAGGCAUACACUAUGGUUUGAUCCAACAAUAGAUUUUCAUACAUACACUUUGCUAUGGAAUCACUACUAUAUCAUGUUUCUUGUUGAUGGGGUUCCUCUUCGGGUCUUUGCCAACAAGGAAGAAGCAACUUCUGUAUUGUACCCCAAAAACCAAGCCAUGGGAAUUUAUGGUUCUUUAUGGAAUGCCGAUGACUGGGCUACUCAAGGAGGGAUGGUGAAGACAAACUGGAGCUAUUCACCUUUCGUUUCAACUUUCCAAUCUUUUAAGGUAGAUGCUUGCGAAUUUUCACCGGAAAACGGAACUGUGAUCGGAAAAUGUAGUAAAGUGAGUCAGUAUCGUUGGGAUAAAUCAGCCAUGAAUGGGUUGAGUAAGCACAAAGAAGAGCAACUUAGAAGGGUUCGUGAAAAUCACUUGGUAUAUGACUACUGUGAGGAUACAGUGAGGUUCCCUGAACCACCAAAAGAAUGUUUGAAUUAGAUAAAGUAUUUUAAUCAAGGUUCCUUUUGCUUUUUU
Messenger RNA from Telopea speciosissima, 947 nucleotides. Its product is annotated as xyloglucan endotransglucosylase/hydrolase protein 9-like. Gene Ontology annotation, molecular function: xyloglucan:xyloglucosyl transferase activity; hydrolase activity, hydrolyzing O-glycosyl compounds. Gene Ontology annotation, cellular component: apoplast; cell wall. The transcript has 4 exons. The record is from RefSeq and is a predicted model, not a curated record. Gene Ontology annotation, biological process: xyloglucan metabolic process; cell wall biogenesis. The coding region runs from base 42 to 911 and encodes 289 amino acids. Lineage: Eukaryota; Viridiplantae; Streptophyta; Magnoliopsida; Proteales; Proteaceae.